AUGCUAGUAAUCAAUCAAAAUAAGGACAGCAACCAUAAUGAAACUGCUAGAGUCGUAGUGGAUGAAUCUCUUCGUAUCCCCGAUGAAAUUGUCUCUGUGGAUGUUACCACAGUCUACAGUUGCCCGACAUCCGUUGAAGCCAAGCCUAUCACAGUUGACAAGUUCGACUUUCACUCCACUGAUCAUCUUGUGAGACAAUACGAGGUGGACGACUGAGCGUGGCUGAUGGCAUCGUUUUCCCACAGAGAGAGAAGUGCGAUCGUAGGAAAUGCUACCCCUGAAGAACUGUCAGCAAGUACAUGUGAAGAAUUUGAAGCUGCAGAUCAUCCCGAACAGCGUACAUCUCAAUCAUCCACAAAACUGGAGAGAACAGACAUUAUGCCGACUUGGGCGGCUGCUAACUCUUUAUUAACGUCGGCACCACAAGUUCACUUAGAGAAUCGGCAGAAAACACAGAGUUCAAUUGUUGCCCCUUUGUUAAGGAGACCUCCAACAGAUUUUACAGCUCUCUACACGGUGUUGUGUCAGGCUCAGGGUAUAUCAGCUUUUGUGGUAGGUCUUGAUCACAAAACUAUAAUUGCUCUUGAUUUUGAUCUGUACGAGAGAGCAUUGAAACUGCAAUCUUCGACAGAGAACACUAACUGGGUUUUGAGAGUUGGUGAACUUCAUGCUUGUUUUGCUUCUCUUCAUGCCAUCGCAAAGUAUGUAGAAGGCAGCGGUCUUAAGUCUAUCGGCAUUGAAGCUGGUCUUUAUUCGCCAUCUACCAUUCGCCAAAUCUUCGCUGGAAAGUGGUUUAAGCGUGGUGUAGAGUACCAUUUGACCAAUAUAAUGGCCUGCUAUGACCUUCUUUUCGACGCCUCUUUUCAGCAACAAGACGCGGGAUCUGUGAUACUGAAAUGUUAUGAACUUCGCAAUCAACUCCAUACAAGGCAAGAAGACGUGAAAGAGGUCUUUGAAGAAGUAAGUGCAAUCUUCUUAAAACUGUUCCAAUCAUCACUUGAACAAGACCUUGGAGAAAUGGCACAAUUUCUGCGGAGCUAUAUGAAGCAGGUAGAGAGUUUGCUUCACUUAAUUCGGGCGAGCAGACAGGGAGAGUGGGAACUUCACCUUGGUGCUCUUGAAGAGAAUGUCAAAUACUAUUUUACGCAUCAUCUUUACAAAUAUGCUCGUCUCGUACCAGUUUAUCUUGCCCAAAUGCAGCGGCUUAAGGACUCUGACCAGGAAACCUGGAAGGCACUGGAAUGUCGCGACUUCAUGGUAGCGAAAUCGGGGAUCCCAUUCACAAAUCUGUUCGUGGAUCAAACAUUGGAACAGCUAAUCAGAGAACUCAAGGUAGCGUGA
This is a messenger RNA of Paramuricea clavata, 1341 nucleotides long. Lineage: Eukaryota; Metazoa; Cnidaria; Anthozoa; Malacalcyonacea; Plexauridae. The record is from the annotation of a GenBank genome assembly.